Messenger RNA from Neogale vison (American mink), 1477 nucleotides. It is a transcript of the gene RSPH1, whose product is annotated as radial spoke head component 1. The record is from RefSeq and is a predicted model, not a curated record. The transcript is spliced from 9 exons. NCBI's taxonomy places the organism in Eukaryota, Metazoa, Chordata, Mammalia, Carnivora, Mustelidae. Gene Ontology annotation, cellular component: nucleus; motile cilium. Gene Ontology annotation, biological process: axoneme assembly; spermatid development. The coding region runs from base 65 to 997 and encodes 310 amino acids.
GCGGCGGGGACCUACCGACUGGAGACGCGCUGGUGGCGGCGAGGACCGAGACCGGGGCGAGGGCAUGUCGGACUUGGGCUCGGAGGAGUUGGAGGAGGAGGGAGAGAAUGACCUUGGGGAGUACGAGGGGGAGCGCAAUGAGGCAGGUGAACGGCAUGGACACGGGAAAGCAAGACUGCCCAAUGGGGACACGUAUGAAGGCAACUACGAACACGGGAAAAGACAUGGCCAGGGUGUCUACAAGUUUAAAAAUGGUGCUCGGUACAUGGGAGAAUACGUUCAAAAUAAAAAGCAUGGUCACGGCACUUUCAUAUACCCAGAUGGCUCAAGAUAUGAAGGGGAGUGGGCGGAUGACCAAAGGCACGGUUACGGCGUCUACUACUACGUCAAUAAUGACACCUACACUGGGGAGUGGUUUGCUCACCAAAGGCACGGGCAAGGCACCUAUUUCUACGCAGAGACGGGUAGUAAGUACAUAGGUACCUGGGUGAACGGACAGCAAGAGGGUGCGGCCGAACUCAUUCACCUGAACCACAGGUACCAGGGCAAGUUCUUCAACAAAAACCCUGUCGGCCCUGGGAAGUACGUGUUUGAUAUCGGAUGUGAGCAGCACGGGGAGUACCGUUUGACAGACGUGGAAAGAGGAGAAGAGGAGGAGGAGGAGGAGACGGCCAUGAUGACCGUGGUUCCCAGGUGGAAAGCCACCAACAUCACAGAGCUGGCUCUGUGGACACCGACCCUUCCCGAGGAGCAGCCCCCUGCGGACGGGCCUGGUGCAGAAGAGGCUCUGGAAACCGAAGGCGGCGGGGAGCCCUCGGAGGAGGGCCAGGCUCUGGCCGAUGGUUCCGAGGGGGAGACCGACUCCAUGAGGCCUGGGGAGGACGAUGGAGAAGGCAGCCGGGAGGAGGGCCGAGAGGACUUUCGCUAUGACACCAUCGACCAGGGAAUUGUUAGUUUUGAAGAAGAAGAAAAUAAACAGUCAGAGCCACCGGAGUGAGCGGAAGCGAGCGGGAAGGAUAGGAGAUCGUGUCACAGAAACGCUCUGUUAUAGGGCCCUCUGAUGCUCCUGUUAUUAAUCUUUUCUAUCAGUUGUUAAGUAGUGCACGGUACGAAUAAAUGUCUCCCUUCUCCUUUGUUUAAGGAUGAGCCUCUGCGAGGUCUUUAAGCUGGGCCUCUCUGGGUUACCGGGCUGCGGUGGUGCAGCCCUGUUUUCUCCUGGGAUAAAGGACGGGGUCACAUACCCCUGACUCUGCAGAAGGCGGUUCACGGAGGUGGCCUUCUGGCUGAGCACGUACAGUGACUACUUGUCAAAGCUGCUCUCUCCAACCUCCCUCGGGAGAGCCACGGAGACACCUAGAAAGCAAUCCCGUGCCCGAAACACCGCGGUGAAUAGACUUAGGGUGGGGGGCCGGGGGCGGAUGGGGCGCAGUGGGUCAGGCAUCUGACUCUUGAUUUCAGCUCCAGUCACGACCUUGGG